This is a messenger RNA of Dictyostelium discoideum AX4, 1293 nucleotides long. RefSeq lists its product as hypothetical. NCBI's taxonomy places the organism in Eukaryota, Evosea, Eumycetozoa, Dictyosteliales, Dictyosteliaceae. Bases 1 to 1293 code for a protein of 430 amino acids. The transcript has a single exon. The record is from RefSeq and is a predicted model, not a curated record.
AUGGAGUCAACAUCAAAGAAUGGUUCUUUUAAUUUAAUAAAGAAUAUUUUUAUUUAUAAUGUUGGUGAAUAUAUAUUAACAUCUGAUUCAUUUCCAAAAAAAGUUUCUGAAAUUGAUUUUAUUUUUGUUUUCAAUGAUUUGUGUUUUGAUUGUUACCAAAACCAACAAUUUUUUAAUGGAAAUGAUAAUAAUCAAUUUUAUUUCAAUUACAUUGGAAAAAGAGAAUUUAAAGAUGGAUUGAUUCCAAAUUGUAUAGUUUAUUUACAUAUGUUUCAAUGGGAAAAUCAAAGAUUAAAUCUCACUCAAGAGACUUUAACCUAUAUAAAUAGUAUUUUUAAAUUUGUUUCAAUUCCUAUUACAACUAUAGAGUUAUCAAAGAAUAAUAAAAAAUUUAAGAAGAUCAGUAACUUUUUAAAUAUUUCAAUAAAUCAAUUGAUUGAUGGUGGAGUUUUAUCUUUUAGUUCAGAGGAGAUACUUAUUGGAUCAAAUUCAAGUUUAAUAGAAAUAAAAAAUAUUCCAUGUAACACAAACAAUCAAGAUAAUAAUACAAAAUCUCUCUAUUUGACAGUUUUUAGGAAUAAAUUUUUAGCUUAUGAAAUUUAUAAAAAUCUUUUUUAUAAAUUAAAUUGUAAAAACUUAGAGAAAUCCUUAGCUAGAGGAAUUGCCAAUUCAAUAAACAAAGGUGAUCUUUCAAAAAGUGAGAAAGAAAUUAUCAAAACAAUCCAAUUCAUUAGAGAAAAUGAUUUUAAAAAUAGAAAUUAUUUCAAAUUUUUAUUCUCUAAUACAUCAUUUUGUGGUAGUGGAGAAGGUCAAAUAAAUUUUGGUGAUUUUAAUAAAUGGAUUACCAUAAUUGUUCAAUGUAAAAAUGUCGUGGCACUUCAAAUGUAUCAUUUAAUUUUCCCAGAGAAUUUUAAUAUUCAAAAGAAAAAAAUAAUAGAAUUAAUUAAUGAAAAAUAUUUAUUAUAUAAUUCAAAACAUGAUCUUGAAUUUCAUUUUUAUUUAAAUGAAUAUUUUAAAAACUUGGUUGAAAAUGAAUCAAUGGUUAAUCUUAGUGCCAAAAAAAUUUUUACAAUGGAAGUAACAUUUAGAAAUAAUUUAGAAAUCUUAAAGAAUUAUACAAGUCGGUUACUUGAAAUUGUAAGAAAUAAUAAAAUCAAAUCAAAUGGUAAUUCAAGUCUUCGAGGAUCAUCUUUUGAAAUUGAUAUAAUUAAAAAUAUUCUUUUAACUUGUAAUUUAUACUUAAUUGAAGAAGUUUUCAAAGCAAAUGCAAUCGAUGCAAAAAAAAAGUUGUAA